UCUAUAGACUUUGACAGUGGAGCAUUACAGACCCAGCAGAAUGAUAAUGAAGAGUAUGACCAGGAGGACUAUGCCCGGGAACAGUUGUUACAGCAGUUAUUAACUGACCUUCCCCAUGAUAUGCUUGAUGACAGCCUCUGCUCUGCUUCAGAACCCAACUACAGUGACUGUAGUGACCAUGACGUAUCAGAACAUAAUAAACCCUGGCACCCAGAGACACAAUGGGGACAUGACGGAAGAACAUCUGACUGCCAAAAUCAAUACCCAGGUAAAGCAGUUGCUCCACAGUAUAUGGGCCAGCAGAUUGGACCUCUAAGAAGUGAAGCAGGCGGUGAUAAAAUACGCAGUGGUUGGGGAGCCCAGCACAGCGAUAAUGAAGAUAUGUUUACAGAUAAAUAC
Staurois parvus is the source of this 399-nucleotide messenger RNA. Lineage: Eukaryota; Metazoa; Chordata; Amphibia; Anura; Ranidae. The record is from the annotation of a GenBank genome assembly.